UAUAUACAACAAUUUGCGCCUGAGUUUGAAGAACGAAAUUUGUGAUAAACCUCACAAGCGCAUCCGUGCUUGAUUAAACACCACCUCAAAAGCCUUUUUCGGUACUCUACAAAAGCGUUUUAGCGCUAACACGCCAUAAUUCUCUUUCACCAAUAAUUCUUCUACUGCGCAACAGUUUUAUGAGUAAUAGCGCCAUGGUUGCAGUCGCCAUUUGUUGCAUACUGGUCCUGCUGGCCGUCUUCAUUGUGAUCAUCAUAGUCGUUGGUCAGACGAUGGGUGAGCCUAAGUGAGAUAAACUUCAACUGGGACCCGGAAACUUCCCAGAUGGAUAACAAAGGCCCUCGACGAAUUGUUAGUUGUUACCGAAUAUCAAAAUUGAAUUAUUGACCACAGCAAACGAGUUCACAUCAAUAUUGUUAAACGACAUAAAGAUCGCCAUCGUUGACCGACGAGUGCCAUUGAUGCCCCCAUUUGUCAGACAGCGCCGUAAGCAACAACAAAAGCAUCAACAUCAAACUGGUUUGGAACAUAAUUUUGCACAAAUUAAUCAUCAAACGCCAUACGCACCAGUUGCAGCAAGCGAAUCACUGUUGCCAGCAACAUCAUCCAGCAGCAUCCACACGAACACCAUUUAUGCACAAUCGGAUCCAUUGUCAGAACAAAAAAUUGGCUGUGAUGUGGAACUAAAGAGACAUAUGAAAUUUUCUAUAAGUAAAUAAACAAUUUGGAAUCUAAAAAUUAAAGAAGAAAAAAAAUAAACAAACAAAAUGUAUAUCACAAAAAUUCAAUCGGCAAUUAAAUUCAGUACACCAAAAUCAAUUUAAUCAACAGCAACUACAACAUGUUACAACAUAAAUUGCGUUAGCAACAUUAAAUAAGCUCUAACCUAGUAUUCAUUAAAUAUCAAAUGUGCAUAUUUGUAUUAGUAAAAGAAAUUAAAUGACUGUAGUGUUUUUGAUAACAGUGUUAGAAUUUCGAUGUUUAUACAAACAAAAAAUUGACCACAAGGGUGUAUAAUAUGCAUGUAUUUUUUAGAAUGGUUGCAUUUUUAGGCCUCGAAAUGAAGCAGAAGCCAAAAGCUGUGCGGCAACUUUUUGUAGCAAAACCCUGCAAGCACUCAUUGGCGCUAAAGCCAAUAUUGAUGAGCAAUAAGUAAUUUCGCCUCCUCAGAGCAAAGUAAUGUAAAAACAACAUCAAAACAAAUUUUUACUAAAAAGUAAAGAAAUACGGUAGAAAAUGUGCGUCAACACUAAAAUUAAUGGACUGACAGCUAAUGGGCGGUUGUAUCUGGGCAGCGUCUACUACAAAAGAAAACGCAAAAAAACUUCAAGAACGAGCGCGUUAAAAGCAAUGAUAACGCGCUGGGACCUACUUUCCACAAAGCUGAAUGACUUCUUAGCUUUUCUCCCAUAGAAACAUGAUCUUGCAUGAAUAAAUCAACUUCUUAAAUGUCACCAGCGAAUGUCGCUUCCACUUCAUUGAAAACCAAAAUAUAACAAAUCUUUAAUAUGACAAAAACGCCGUUUUUGCGAACUUCAAUAAGAAACUACCAAACAAAAAUAUUCAUAUUUCCAAAUUCUAAACACAAAGCGAAAAUAAAUGCAAAGUGAAAUUAUUUCAUUUGUAAAAAUACGUUCCCAGCGUUUUUUAGAAUUUCAAUUAUAAGCAAUAAAGUGUUUUAAAUUCUCAACUUCCUAAGCAAAUUGAAGAUGUAAACAAAGUCAAAUCAUAUCAGUUGUAACGAUGAAUUUCCCAGCUCAGCAACAAUAAAAGAUAUAAAGAGAAGUUUAAAAAAAGUAUAGCAAUCCAAACGUCAAAAAAUCCAGAAAUGAUGAAAACUCAGUGCACAAUUCACUUGUUAACAGAAGCAAUUUUUCGGUUUUCAAAAAGGAACAAGACAAAACACACAGCAGUCUUAAAAGGAGCAAAAUUCAAAGUAGUCAACAAAGUGUCUAAAAGAAUUCAGUAGCUAAAUGUGUGUAUACUGAUAAAAUAAACUUUUUUAUUUCGUUACGUUUUGAAAGUUGCAUAAAAUACAAAAAUGUAAGCAAAAAAUCCAUCUUGAAAAUUAAGGAAGAAAAACAAACUCUCAACACAAUAAAUAGUUAACUAAAUUAAAGCAAAUACAACUAACUAAUAGAAUAUAUACAGUGUAAUGUACAAAUGUAAAGCAGCAAAUAGUUCCAGUUCCAGAAAAAUUAAUAAGCAGUUCAGUGUUUUUCAUGUACAUAAAGGUACAACCAAUGUUCGUCGUUUAAACGUUGAUUAAAA
Molecule: messenger RNA, 2271 nt
Organism: Anastrepha obliqua
Lineage: Eukaryota; Metazoa; Arthropoda; Insecta; Diptera; Tephritidae
Exons: 1
Coding region: 180-290 (36 amino acids)
Source: RefSeq, a predicted model, not a curated record